UCAACCCGCGUGCAUGUUCGAAGUUCAAACCAUGAAGUAAUCAAUCAAUGCUCGCCGGCGGUCGCCAUCCCCGAUUUUAUUUCUUGGCAGCCCGGAUGAGCAUAUUCCAUUCCCCCUACAUAUCUCCUGCCUUCUUGCCUUGACCCAUCUUUAUUUAUCGGUCAAGAAAUCGAACAAGCGAUCCCAUUCCCGUCCCCGGAGUACAACCUCCAAGAAGCCGCGACAGGAAGGAAACCAAGAACCAGAGCGGCGAGGAGCAGAGGAGGCGGAGAGCCCCGCGGGAAUGGGGCUGGCCAACCGGAUCGGCGCGGUUGCCCUGGCCGUGGCCUGCGCCGUCCUGCUGCUGGGCGUCGCCUGCCGGGCCGGCCAGACCAGCGAGUACCGGCGGCUGCUCGGCCAGGCCAUCGACAUGCCGCUCGACGCCGACGUCUUCCGCGCUCCGCCCGGCCACAAUGCGCCGCAGCAGGUUCAUAUCACGCAAGCCGACCACGAAGGUACAGCCAUGAUAAUCCCGUGGGUGACAACAGUGGAACCUGGAUCAAGCACAGUACUUUACGGGACUUCAGAAGAUAAUCUCAACUAUUCUGCAAAGGGAAAGCAUUCGCAGUAUACGUUCUACAAAUAUACCUCAGGAUACAUUCAUCAUUGUACAAUCAAGAAGCUGAAGUUUGACACAAAGUAUUACUAUGCCGUUGGAACUGAAGAGACGCUGAGGAAGUUUUGGUUCAGGACCCCUCCGAAAAGUGGCCCAGAUGUUCCAUAUACAUUUGGUCUGAUAGGUGAUCUCGGUCAGAGUUUCGACUCAAAUGUCACGCUCGCUCAUUACGAGUCCAAUUCAGAAGCCCAGGCGGUGCUUUUUGUCGGGGACCUGACAUAUGCAGAUAAUUACCCAUAUCAUGAUAAUACAAGGUGGGAUACGUGGGCAAGAUUUGUAGAACGGAAUCUUGCAUACCAGCCUUGGAUCUGGACAGCUGGAAACCACGAGAUAGAUUUUGCUCCGGAACUUGGCGAAACGAAGCCAUUCAAGCCAUACAGCAGCAGGUAUCACACACCCUAUAAGUCUUCCGGUAGCGCGGCACCUUACUGGUAUUCCAUCAAAAGAGCCUCAGCAUAUAUCAUUGUCCUGGCAUCAUACUCCGCAUACGGAAAAUACACCCCUCAGUACAAGUGGCUUGAAUCUGAGUUCCCCAAGGUGAACAGGAGCGAGACGCCAUGGCUGAUCGUUCUGAUGCACGCCCCGUGGUACAACAGCUACAACUACCAUUACAUGGAAGGUGAAAGCAUGAGAGUGAUGUACGAGCCGUGGUUCGUGAAGUACAAAGUGGAUCUUGUGUUUGCAGGGCAUGUCCACGCCUACGAACGGACACAUAGGAUUUCAAAUGUUGCAUACAACAUCAUAAACGGGCUGUGCUCUCCGAUCCCGGACCAGUCGGCGCCGGUCUACAUAACCAUCGGCGACGGGGGGAACCAGGAAGGGCUGGCCACCAACAUGUCGGAGCCGCAGCCGAGCUACUCGGCCUUCAGAGAGGCGAGCUUCGGGCACGCCAUCCUGGACAUCAAGAACCGGACGCACGCCUACUACGCCUGGCACCGCAACCAGGACGGCGCCGCCGUGGCGGCAGACGCCCUCUGGUUCACCAACAGGUACUGGAUGCCCACCGACGGCUCCUUCAACGAUGCCUGAAACAAACGGUGGGGUUGGAUGGUCCACGCUUCCUCUCGUUGAAUAAGCAUCGUUCGCCUCCAGCGCGUAUAGGGAGGGUACUACGGGUUAGAGUCGAUCGCUGCUCAAUCUGUACCACAAAACUGUGUAUAGAGAGGAGAAGUUGCCGUGCGUGCAGGUGCAGAUUAUUACGUGCGAGUGAGCAAGGCACGCACCGUGUGGAUUGUAUUAGCCGAUUCUUGUAUACGCGCCAGUAAUGAUUUGAUUUGGAGGCACAUCGUAUGUUGUGCUUUAGGGUGAACACACGUGAAAGAAAAUAGACACACAUAGAUGGUGGAGUUCUCUUCUUCUUUUGACGGUGCAAGACAGGAGCUCUGCCGAUUUCAUUGGGAUGGAAAAAAUACAUAGUGACCCGGUUUCGGCCAAAAACCACAAUGCCCAAAAGGAAGUCCGAGCGAAAAAAAUAUAUAGAAAAAAGACACUAGAGGUGGGGAUAGGCCUUCAUCUUGAGCUCAACAUCCUCCUCUUUGCUCACUUCAGGCAAUUCCCCAAAAGCAUCCAACAGGCUAUGCUCAGAAUGCUUGGCCGUUGGGAUGUUGGUGCAAAGCACCAUAGGGUCAUCACCAUGGACUUGGCUCCAUUGCCAAGGGAGAAUAAAAAACACUAAGGUGAAUUCUAUCCUUUAUGCGUGUCAACUUGGUUCUCUCUCGGAUGGUAUACUACUUGACCAUCCUUCCUCAUGCAUACAUAGGUUUGAGCUGCGCACCACACGUGUUGAGGAGUGCAAGCACAAGAGUACGACGACAUCAUGCACGAGGGAAGUAUGCAAAAAAAGGAAGAAGAAACAAGGAGAAGAUUCCAGGAGACCCCGAAAGCUCCGGCCAACGCCUCAGAGCUUCCGGCCCCUGGAACUUUCAGCCUCGCCUACGCCAACAUUUGCAAACCUUCUCGGAAUACCGAAACUUGCCCGAAACUUCCAGCCCCUUCCCGCGUGAAGUGA
Messenger RNA from Triticum dicoccoides, 2663 nucleotides. RefSeq names its product purple acid phosphatase 2-like. Lineage: Eukaryota; Viridiplantae; Streptophyta; Magnoliopsida; Poales; Poaceae. Gene Ontology annotation, molecular function: acid phosphatase activity; metal ion binding. Bases 284 to 1684 code for a protein of 466 amino acids. The transcript is spliced from 8 exons. The record is from RefSeq and is a predicted model, not a curated record.